CUUUUUCAGAAUUUCUAUCACUGGCAUUUAUCAUGAAAGCAGAGGAACUAAGUAGUUUUUCGAAUAAAUUCCAUCAUUAGGCUUUUGCAGGUUAUCAGAACAUGGUGUUCAUCAGAAUAAUUCUGUUUCAUUUUCUCCAACAUUUGGUUUUCACGUCCGGGUAUGCAAGUUCAGGCCAUCAUAAAUAUUUUCGCCAUUCGUUGUCCACGGACAGGGCAGCUCUAAUGACUUUCAAAAGUGUCAUAAGAUCCGAUCCUAAUUCAACUCUGGAUAACUGGGAUGAGUCUGGUGAUGUCUGCAACUUCACCGGCGUCUUUUGCGACAAACACAAGCACCGCGUAGUACUACUUGACCUGGAAGAUUGUGGACUAGUUGGACCUCUCUCGCCCUUUCUCUCGAACCUCACAGGCCUUCGAAAGCUCCUACUUUUUGAUAACUACUUUUUCGGUAUCAUCCCAUCUGAAUUCUCCAACCUCAGAAACCUGCAUUAUCUCCUGCUUGAUGGGAACAAUUUACAGGGCUCAAUCCCAGAGUCCUUUGCCCUUUUUUCUAAACUCACUUUAAUAAUGAUUAGUGAUAACAAGUUAACUGGUGCACUUCCACCUUCCUUCUUUGCAAACUGUACCACUCUAAAGAAUGUAGACUUAUCUCACAACUCCUUCAGAGGACAGAUUCCUGGAGAAAUCGGAAACUGUCCAAAUCUUUGGAACCUGAAUUUAUACAACAACCAGUUCACAGGACAGCUUCCUGAAUCUUUAAUCAAUACUUCCAUUGCUAGUUUGGAUGUGGAGUAUAAUUAUCUUUCUGGUGUUUUGCCUUCAGAAAUUUUUGCCAAAUUGGUUAGACUUAAAAAUCUUCAUCUAUCUUACAACAAUAUGAGUAGUCAUGAUAACAACACCAAUCUCGGCCCCUUCUUCGCCGCCCUGGGCAAUUGCAGCAAGUUAAUUGAGCUUGAAUUGGCGGGCAUGGGACUUGGAGGAACAUUGCCUAGCUCUAUUGGCAGACUUAAUUUAACAUAUAUGUUACUGCAGGAAAACAGGAUCACAGGGUCAAUUCCUCCGGCUAUAGGGAAUAAUGCCUACCUGAUAACUCUGAAUUUGACAUCAAAUCGACUAAACGGAAGCAUACCAGCAGAGAUUAGUCGGUUGACGAAAUUGGAUCAGCUUUUCUUAUCGUUCAACUUGUUCUCCGGAAAAAUUCCUGCUGCCUUAGGCUACCUGCCUCACUUGGGUCUGCUUGAUCUAUCUUUCAAUAAUUUCUCUGGAGAAAUUCCUGCAAGUCUCGGAAAUUUAGUCCAAGUGAACUAUCUGUUUCUCAACAACAACCUCCUUUCAGGAUCGAUAACGAAAACAUUAGGACAGUGCACAGACCUCUACAAGCUAGACUUGUCUUACAACAAAUUGACUGGGAGAAUUCCUCCGGAAAUAUCAGGUAUAAGAGAAAUCAGAAUUUUUUUUAACCUCUCACAUAAUCAACUUGAAGGGCAACUGCCUAUUGAGCUCAGUAAGCUGGAAAAUGUUCAAGAAAUAGACCUUUCUUCAAACAAUCUCACCGGCACUAUCUUCCCUCAGAUAUCAAGCUGCAUUGCUCUGAGGCUGAUAAAUUUGUCCCAAAAUUCUCUUGAGGGGCACCUUCCAGAUACUCUAGGUGAUUUCAGGGGCCUUGAAUCAAUUGAUCUUUCGCAAAACCAUUUAUCUGGUAGGAUCCCUUUAAGCCUCAGCAAGGUUCACUCCCUUACCUUCAUCAAUCUUUCUUAUAAUGAGUUUGAAGGUAUGAUUCCCUCUGGAGGCAUCUUUCAAUCAGUAACAAAUAUGUCAUUCUUAGGCAACCAGCAUCUUUGUGGGGUGGUUUCGGGCAUGCCCGUUUGCUCUCAAAAGCAGCAUUGGUUUCGUUCGCGGAUGUUCCUGAUCAUUUUCAUCAUAGUCAUAUGCAUAUCUUCAUUCUUGUCAACAAUAUGUUGUUUCAUUGGUUACAGGCGCAUUAAAGUAAUGAUUUCCUCUGCAGCUGUAAAAUCAGAAAGGAGAAGAAAACAAACAACACCAGACUUGAUUCCUAACUUCCCAAGAAUUACAUACAGAGAACUCUCAGAGGCCACUGGAGGAUUUGAUGAGCAAAGUCUAGUUGGGACAGGUAGCUAUGGGCGCGUUUAUAAGGGAGCUCUUCCGGAUGGAACAACAAUAGCUGUUAAGGUCUUACAUUUACAAUCUGGAAAUUCAACCAAGAGUUUCAACAGAGAAUGUCAAGUUUUAAAGAGGACUCGCCACCGAAAUCUGAUAAGAAUCAUAACAGCUUGUAGUCUGCCCGAUUUUAAGGCGCUUGUUCUUCCAUAUAUGGCUAAUGGGAGCUUGGAUAGCCGUUUGUAUCCACAUACUGGAUCAGGUUUGGGUUCAGGCUCCUCAGAUUUGACUCUGAUUCAGAGGGUAAACAUUUGCAGUGACAUAGCUGAAGGAAUGGCCUAUUUACAUCAUCAUUCUCCUGUUAGAGUCAUACAUUGUGAUUUAAAGCCCAGCAACGUUCUUCUCAACGAUGAACUGACAGCUCUGGUUUCUGAUUUCGGAAUUGCAAGGCUGGUUAUGACAGCUGGUGUAGGAAAUGCUGCAAUGUUUGAGAACAUGGGAAACUCUACAGCUAAUACGUUAUGUGGUUCCAUUGGAUACAUAGCACCAGAAUAUGGCUUUGGAUUGAAUACAUCAACAAAAGGAGAUGUUUACAGUUUUGGAGUUUUAGUCCUUGAAAUGGUGACUAGAAAAAGACCAACGGAUGAAAUGUUUGUUGGUGGAUUAAGCCUGCACAGAUGGGUCAAAAGUCAUUACCACAGAAGGGUGGAAAAAAUUAUUGACUCUUCAUUGGUGAGAGCUUCAAGGGAUCAGUCCGCUGAAGUGAAAAGAAUGUGGGAUAUUGCAAUAGGAGAAUUAAUUGAAUUGGGAAUUCUUUGCACACAAGAGUCUCCAUCCACUAGACCUACAAUGCUUGAUGCUGCUGAUGACUUGGAUCGCCUCAAGAGAUACCUUAGCGGUGACACCACUGCUACAUUUGCCUCUUCUCUCGGCAUCUCUUCCUCCACUCUAGACGAUGACUAACGGCUCAAGAUAUAUCUUCUAUGUACAUUAUGUUUCCACUGGUUAUCUAAACUACUUUGGCAUUCAUAUUGUAAAAUUUGAUGAUGUUACUCUGGACAUUCAGAAUAAGCAGCAAGCUCAAAACAACAAAGAAAA
Mangifera indica (mango) is the source of this 3215-nucleotide messenger RNA. RefSeq names its product putative leucine-rich repeat receptor-like serine/threonine-protein kinase At2g24130. The transcript has 2 exons. Gene Ontology annotation, cellular component: plasma membrane. Lineage: Eukaryota; Viridiplantae; Streptophyta; Magnoliopsida; Sapindales; Anacardiaceae. Gene Ontology annotation, biological process: hormone-mediated signaling pathway; protein phosphorylation. The record is from RefSeq and is a predicted model, not a curated record. Bases 102 to 3080 code for a protein of 992 amino acids. Gene Ontology annotation, molecular function: protein binding; protein kinase activity; ATP binding.